UCCUGAGCUCGCGGGGUGCUCCCCGUGUGCCCGCUGGCCCUCCCCGCAGCGUGACCGGGCGCCGUGGCCGCGGGGAGGGGGUCCGCUUCGUCGCCGACGGCGGGAGGCCUCUUCUCCGCGCAGGCCGUCCCCCUCUCUUCCCCUGCCGGUCUUCCGCGCCACGCUCCCUUGUUCGUUCUCGCCCUGCCCGGCUGCACGCCGCCGCCGCAGGCGCCGACGAGCGGAGCGCGAACGCCCCUGCGCCCGGUGCGGCCCGGAGCCCCGCCGCGGAGACUCCGUCUCCACAAUCCGAGCCGCGACGCGCGGCGGCGGCGCCUCGAGCCCAAGCGACCCGUGGCCGCCGGCGCUGGCCGAGGGCGAUGGGGCUGGGCUGAAGAGAGGCGGCGGCGGCGAAAGCGGCCGCCCGGCCCCCUGCGGCCUUUUGGCUGCCCGGGCCGGGAGGCCGCCGAGGAGUCAGCCCGGCGGCGCGGCUGGGAAGGUGUGUGUGACGGGGAGAGGGCGACGGGACCCGGCACCGUCUGGGACCACGUGUGGCUGGCUGGCUGUGGAGGCCUGGAGUUGCAUCCGCUGCGUGCGGCCCGGGCUUGACGGGUCAGCCGCUCGAGAAAGUCUAGAAGGACUGACAGAAGUGUCCUAGGAUCUUGGGUGUCUGGACAUAAGAGCUUUAGGAUAGUCUUAUUCAUCCACCUUGAGCUAAACUACUUCAUGGAACGGAAUUGAAUUACAGUAAAACAACAAGCACCAGCAAGAAAACCAACCUCACAGCCUGUUUUGGGAGUGUGUUAGGUAGGGAGAGGAAGAAUCUCAUCAAGGUUAAAUAGCUCAGACUAGCCUCAGACUCCGGUUAUUCUGAGUGCUGGGAUUACAGUUAUCUUCACCUGUUGUGUGAAGCACAGCACCUAUCAAGCCUCUGUAGAGAUGGACAAAGAAGAAAGGAAGACUAUCAAUAAGGGUCAAGAAGAUGAAAUGGAGAUACAUGGCUAUAACUUAUGCCACUGGAAGCUUGCCAUGGUUUCCAUAGGAGUGGUUUGUACUGGUGGUUUUCUCCUCCUCCUCCUCUAUUGGAUGCCUGAGUGGCGAGUGAAAGCCACGUGCGUUAGAGCUGCAGUUAAAGACUGUGAAGUGGUGCUGCUCAGGACUACCGAUGAAUUUAGAAUGUGGUUUUGUGCAAAAAUUCGCUUUCUUCCUCUGGAAAAUCAACCAAAUUUUAACGCAAAAUCUGUAGUUAAUAAGGUUUCUAAUGGCCAUGCUGUUCAUUUAACUGAUAAUCUGCCUGAAGAAAACAGAUGCGAGAUGAAUAAAUACUCACAGACUCAGUCCCAACAGAUGCGUUAUUUCACCCAUCAUAGCAUAAAAUAUUUCUGGAAUGAUACCAUUCACAAUUUUGAUUUCUUAAAGGGACUGGAUGAAGGUGUUUCUUGUACAUCAAUUUAUGAAAAGCAUAGUGCAGGACUGACAAAGGGGAUGCAUGCCUACAGAAAGUUGAUUUAUGGAGUAAAUGAAAUUGCUGUGAAAGUGCCUUCUGUUUUUAAGCUUCUAAUUAAAGAGGUUCUCAAUCCAUUUUACAUUUUCCAGCUGUUCAGUGUUAUCCUAUGGAGCAUUGACGAAUACUAUUACUAUGCUCUAGCCAUUGUGAUCAUGUCCAUAGUAUCUAUUAUAAGCUCACUAUAUUCCAUUAGAAAGCAAUAUGUUAUGUUACAUGAUAUGGUGGCAACUCACAGUACCGUGAGAGUUUCAGUUUGCAGAGUAAAUGAAGAAAUAGAAGAAAUCUUUUCUACAGACCUUGUGCCUGGAGAUGUCAUGAUCAUUCCAUUAAAUGGGACAGUCAUGCCUUGUGAUGCAGUACUUAUUAAUGGUACUUGCAUUGUAAAUGAAAGCAUGUUAACAGGGGAAAGUGUUCCAGUGACAAAGACUAACUUGCCAAAUCCUUCAGUGGAUGUAAAAGGAACGGGGGAGGAGUUGUACAGUCCAGAGACACACAAGAGACACACUCUGUUUUGUGGGACAACUGUUAUUCAGACCCGUUUUUACACUGGAGAACUUGUGAAAGCCAUAGUAGUUAGAACAGGAUUUAGUACUUCCAAAGGACAGCUUGUUCGUUCUAUACUGUAUCCCAAGCCAACUGAUUUUAAACUCUAUAGAGAUGCCUACUUGUUUCUGCUGUGUCUUGUGGUGGUUGCUGGCAUUGGGUUUAUCUACACAAUCAUCAAUAGCAUUUUAAAUAAGAAAGAAGUUCAGGAAAUAAUUAUUAAGUCUCUUGAUAUCAUUACAAUUACUGUGCCACCUGCACUACCUGCUGCAAUGACUGCUGGAAUUGUAUAUGCUCAGAGAAGACUGAAAAAAGUUGGGAUUUUCUGUAUCAGUCCCCAAAGGAUAAAUAUCUGUGGACAGCUGAAUCUCGUUUGCUUUGAUAAGACUGGAACUCUUACCGAAGAUGGUUUAGAUCUCUGGGGAAUUCAGCGAGUGGAAAAUACCCGAUUUCUUUUACCAGAAGAUAAUGUUUGCAGUGAGAUAUUGGUAAAAUCUCAAUUUGUUGCUUGUAUGGCUACUUGUCAUUCACUUACAAAAAUUGAAGGUGUUCUUUCUGGUGACCCACUUGAUUUGAAAAUGUUUGAAGCCAUUGGAUGGAUUUUGGAAGAAGCAACUGAGGAAGAAACAGCACUUCAUAACCGAAUCAUGCCCACUGUGGUUCGUCCUUCCAAACAGCUGUUUCCUGAAUCUACAGCUGUAGGAAACCAAGAAAUGGAGAUGUUUGAACUUCAGUAAGCUGUUUAUGAGAUAGGAAUUGUUCGACAGUUCCCAUUUUCUUCUGCUUACAACGGAUGAGUGUGGUUUGCAAGGAAACUAGGUGACAAGAAAAUGGAUGCCUACAUGAAAGGAGCCCCCGAGGGUUAUUGCCAGUCUUUGUAACCUGAAACAGUUCCAAUUGAUUUUGAGAAAGUCUUGGAAGAUUAUACCAAGCAAGGCUUCCGUGUGAUAGCUCUUGCACACAGAAAAUUGGAGUCAAAACUGACGUGGCAUAAAGUACAACAUAUUAGCAGAGAUGCCAUUGAAAACAACAUGGAUUUUAUGGGAUUGAUUAUAAUGCAGAACAAAUUAAAACAGGAAACCCCUGCAGUACUUGAAGAUUUGCUAAGCAACAUUCGAACUGUCAUGGUCACAGGUGAGUGUGACUCUGAAGUGACAAACAUGUUGACGGCUGUCUCUGUGGCCAGUGACUGUGGAAUGAUUCUACCUCAGGAUAAAGUUAAUGCUGAAGCAUUACCUCCAAAGGAUGGGAAAGUUGCCAAGAUCAAUUGGCAUUAUGCAGACUCCCUGACACAGUGUAAUGAAUCAUCAGCAAUUGACUCAGAGGCUAUUCCAAUUAAACUUGCCCAUGAUAGUUUAGAGGAUCUUCCAUCAACUCGCUAUCAUUUUGCGAUGAAUGGAAAGUCAUUUUCAGUGAUACUGGAACAUUUUCAAGAUCUUGUUCCUAAGUUGAUGUUACAUGGCACCGUGUUUGCUCGAAUGGCACCAGAUCAGAAGACACAAUUGGUAGAAGCCUUGCAAAAUGUAGAUUACUUUGUUGGGAUGUGCGGGUGAGGUGUGAUGGUGGCAAAUGAUUGUGGUUGGUAAGCUUUGAAGAGGGCAAUGGUGGCAUUUCCUUGGUCUGAGCUUGAAGCUCUGUGGCAUUCUCCUUUUACUUCUAAGACACCUAGUAUUUCCUGUGUGCCGAACCUCAUCAGGGAGGGCCGUGCUGCUUUAAUGACAUCUUUCUGUGUGUUUAAAUUUAUGGCAUUAUACAGCAUCAUACAAUACUUCAGUGUUACUCUCCUGUAUUCUAUCUUGAGUAACCUGGGAGACUAGUUUCUCUUCAUUGAUCUGGCAAUCAUUUUGGUAGUGGUAUUUACGAUGAGUUUGAAUCCUGCCUGGAAAGAACUUGUGGCACAGAGGCCACCUUCGGGCCUUAUAUCUGGGGCACUCCUCUUCUCCGUUCUUGUCUAGAUUGUCAUCUGUGUUGGAUUUUCAGUCACUGGGCUUUUUCGGGUCAAGCAGUAUAAAGUGUGUGAUCCCCAUAUUCAGAGUAAUGUUUGUAAUACAACAAGAAGCGCGUGUUGGAACUCAUCGCAUUUGUACAACGGAACUGAACUUGAUACGGUAAAAAUACAAAAUUAUGAAAAUCCACCAGUAUUUUUUAUCUCCAGUUUUCAGUACCUCACAGUGGCAGUUGCCUUUUCAAAAGGAAAACCAUUCAGGCAGCCUUGCUACAAGAUUUAUUUUUUUGUUAUAUCUGUGAAUUUGUAUGUUUUCAUACUGUUCAUCAUGUUGCAUCCAGUUGCCUCUGUUGACCAGCUGUUAGAAAUUGUAUGUGUACCAUACAGUGGCGUUAUACAUAUGCUUAUCAUUGUUCUUAUCAAUGCCUUCGUGUCUAUCACAGUAGAGGAGUCAGUGGAUCGGUGGGGAAAAUGUUGCUUGUCCUGGGCCUUGAGCUGCAGAAAGAAGACACCAAAAGCAAAAUAUAUGUACCUGGCACAGGAGCUCCGAGAUGACCCUGAAUGGCCACCUAAGCCUCAGACCACGACGGAAGCCAAAACUGUAGUAAAGGAGAAUGGAUCAUGUCAGAUCAGCACCAUAGCAUAGCAGAGACUGUCUCUGCUGUGCGAGUGACAGUAUUCAGGAGGAUGUGAUGCUGGGUGUCAGAACGGCACUGUUUCAGUUUAUAUCCCUCUUAUAAGACAGUAGCUGAUUAAAAAAAAAAAACAAAACCAGUAAAACGGCAUUUGCCUCACAGUUAUUAACUAUCAGUCUGGCUAGAUCUUCAUGCAGUAACCUAAAUAUGAUAUACACUUUAUAUUGGGUAUGAGACAGCUGUUAGGUUUUUUUAAAUUUUUUAGCUUUGGACACUAGUCUGCCUCUUUUAAAUUUAAUUUUUACAAACCCCUUAUUAGCUAGUUCCUUUUAUAUAUAGACCCUAAAUUGGGACUGUUAAAAAUUUAUGGUUGUAAUUGUGAUUAGCCUUCAGUGAAAAUAGGUUGGAAGUCUGUUUUUUGAUUCCAGUGUUUCUCCCAAAGAAUUCUAUGUUAAACACAUACCAGUUUCUGAAGGAGUGAGUUUGUGUGUUAUUGUUGGUUGAGCAUCUCAGGUAACUUCCAUUCUGGUUUUAUAUUCUGUGUGUAGACUGCCUAGGUGUCACUUUCUAGCCAGCAAGGUGCUUCACUGCUGUCUUGAUAGCCUUUGUAACAGUUGUGGGUCUCAUGCCGUGUCUGACAUCAACAGCCCAGUUGGCCUCAUUAAAAACGUUCUUUUUUACUAGAAAAGAUUUAUUUCUGAGUCAGGCAUGGUGAUACAGGCCUGUACUCCUGCACAGGAGGCUGAGGCAGGAGGAGUGUUCUUAGUCCAAGGAUAGCCUAGAGUAGCUAGUAAAGCCCUGUCUCAAUAUACAUGCAUGCAGAGAGGGAUGAUCGUUUCCCUUGGUGGUAGAACUCGCGUCUCUUCAUACCCACUCUUUGUUUUUCUUUCAGGAUUUAUAUCAUUUUAAAUGCUCCCUCUAUUUUUAACCUAAAGGAGUAGGAUAAAUUUGUUUGGUUUGGUUGUUGUUGGUUUGGUUUUUUGAGUUAGAGCUUAACCUUGGUAUAUGGCCUCUCCUUUGGAUAAUGAGGCCUUUAAAGGAAUAAUGAAUGCUGAGUUUGGCUUUUACAAAGCAAUGUGAACUUGAGUAGAGCUUGUUUUCUGCAUUAGGUGGCACCAGAGGUCAGCACAUGCCUGUUUUGUUACAAAUGAGCUUGAGGAAAUAAAGUAUACACAUUUAUUGAGCCAAAGAAAUGUAGAAAGCAUUUUUCACACUUGUGUUUUAUCUGAUUAAUGUUCAAUUCUCAAGGAACUUCCACAAUGCCUUCCUAGGUAGGACUUGGGAGUUUGGCAGUGCCCAUAGUUAUGAUGAACUUGGGGAGCUGGCAUUGCUAUAAAAAUGGACCCUAAUUAGUGAAGCAGUGUGAGGUUAUUCUAUGUUCUUUCUUAGCUAACCACAUGUUACACUUCCACUCGUAGUUGAUCAUACUGUCCCGGUACAUACUUACCAGUUACCCAGAUGUUACCCAGAUUUCUGAACCAUUUUUUUUCUUAUUUUUAUGGUGCAGAGACCUGAAUGAUGUUUUGAUAAUUGUAGAAAAAAAUGUAAAAUAUUCUCAGGAUCACUGUUACUGCUAUUGCCACUAGUGAUUCUUACAAAACACAUAAUUGAAUUUUUCCAACAAAAUGUAUGAUAUUACUAUAUGUUAGAUGAUAAGAACAAUUGUCCCAUGAAUGAUUCUAUGAAGCUAUGCAUCUUAGACCUCUUGAGCUGUGAAUUAGCACUAUUUUCUAUAAUUACUUAUUCUCUGUUUUAUACUGUCCAUGUUCAUUUCAAAUAAUGCUCAUAUUAUUCUUAGUGAUUUUUCUGAAUUGUUAAGUCUUUUUUUUUGGUUUAAUGCAGAAGCAUAUAAUUAAUUUCUAGCUGCAGCUUAGAAUCCCAAUAUCAAUUGUAUUUAAAACAACCUCAAGAGAAUGGUCAUAAAGGCUAUUUUUGACACAUACCCUUUUUAAUAUUUAGAGUUGAUAAGGGGUUUAUAUUUCAUCUGUCCAUGUUGUUUGCAAAGGAAAACAGGAUUUAUGUAGGUGAGAGAAAGCAUUUGUAGGAAGUUAGAUUUGAACAUAGACAGGGUAGGUUGUUCCAGUGAGAAUAUUGUUUGCGGAAUGUCUGUGAGUUCAGAUAUGGGUCCUGCUUAGUACCAUAGGUAGACGGAAGUUUUCUGUAGGUCACCGUCACAUAGAGAUUUGGGUUCUGGAUUUUACAUUAAAUUAUUUGAGUAUAUACAGACCUAGAUUUUAAAAUCUGUACAUAUAUUAUUUGAUGUAUUAAGAUUGAUAAUAUUGCUGAUUUAAAUUUUAUUUAUGCACAUACUUAAAGGACAGAAAUGUCCGGGAAAGUAAUUGUUAAAUAAUGAUAUGUAACUUUUUAACUUUUUAAAUAAAUAAGAUUUUUUAA
This is a messenger RNA of Arvicola amphibius (Eurasian water vole), 7003 nucleotides long. It is a transcript of the gene Atp13a3, whose product is annotated as ATPase 13A3. The record is from RefSeq and is a predicted model, not a curated record. NCBI's taxonomy places the organism in Eukaryota, Metazoa, Chordata, Mammalia, Rodentia, Cricetidae. Gene Ontology annotation, cellular component: late endosome membrane. Gene Ontology annotation, molecular function: nucleotide binding; polyamine transmembrane transporter activity; P-type ion transporter activity. Gene Ontology annotation, biological process: polyamine transmembrane transport; intracellular calcium ion homeostasis.